CCCGCGGGCAGGAAGAGCGGCAGUCUGCUAUAUCUGUGAUCUACAAUGAAUGCAAAAUCUGCAAUCAGCAAAGAAAUUUUUGCCCCACAUGAUGAAAGGAUGCUGGGAGCUGUCCAAGUGAAAAGAAGAACAAAAAAAAAGAUUCCUUUCCUAGCUACUGGGGGUCAGGGUGAAUAUUUAACAUACAUCUGCCUGUCAGUGACGAACAAGAAACCAGCUCAAGCUUCUAUUACGAAGGUGAAGCAAUUUGAAGGCUCUACAUCUUUUGUCAGGAGAACGCAGUGGAUGCUCGAGCAGCUUCGCCAGGUCAAUGGUAUAGACCCUAAUCGGGAUUCCCCAGAAUUUGAUCUACUAUUUGAAAAUGCUUUUGACCAAUGGGUAGCAAGCACAGCUUCAGAAAAAUGCACAUUCUUUCAGGUCCUACAUCACACUUGUCAGCGAUACCUUACAGACAAGAAGCCAGAAUUUAUCAACUGCCAGUCUAAAAUUAUGGGAGGAAACAGCAUACUCCAUUCAGCAGCAGACAGUGUGACAAGUGCAGUACAGAAGGCAAGUCAGGCUUUGAAUGAGCGUGGUGAAAGGCUAGGUCGAGCAGAAGAGAAGACAGAGGAGCUGAAAAACAGUGCUCAGCAGUUUGCAGAAACUGCACACAAGCUUGCCAUGAAGCACAAAUGCUGAGAUACUGCCCAAAGUUGAAACCUUCCUGAGAAACUGGAAAGGCUACGUUCAGCAGUUCUUACAGGAGAUCCAGACUUCUGUGUGCUUUUUUCUUCCAGUUCAGUGGAGAUGCAUUCUUUCAGUUUCUGUGCAGGAAAAAGUGUUGCAUUUCUACCUUUUUUGACUUUUGUUCCUCUUUUGUAAUAUUGCUACACAGUCCUGCAGUACUUUCUACCUGUAUUUCAGUUGUUACAGGAGUGAAAGCAAACAGGGGAACUGGACCAAAUGACAAGUUGAUCGGGAUUAAAAUAGUAAUACUCUUUCCCAUUUGUACAGAAAGUUAUUUAACUGGUUAUGGACGUAUGUGUGGAAGUAAAAUCCAAAGAAGGGGUAUACUUUUCUUCAUUUUAUGUAGCAUCAGCAGGAUGUGAAUGUUGGAAUUAAACACCUGGGGUUGUAACUAUUGUGGAGAAUAGGCUGCUUUGUCCUGGGAAACAGAAAAACGUGUUUCUUCUACCCAGUGCAGGAAGUUUUGCAUGUGCCAUCACCAGCAUUCAGAAGUGCAUAUCUGAAUUUCAUAGGGGAAUCUGUUACCAGUGCUGCAUUUUGAGUAUUUCUGUUUUCCCUUCAGGAUUGAUUAUUUGAAUAGUAUAAUGAAACCUACAGAAUGUAUGCUUGAAGUUUC
Messenger RNA from Haliaeetus leucocephalus (bald eagle), 1342 nucleotides. It is a transcript of the gene STXBP6, whose product is annotated as syntaxin binding protein 6 (amisyn). Gene Ontology annotation, cellular component: exocyst; plasma membrane. Gene Ontology annotation, biological process: Golgi to plasma membrane transport; exocytosis; regulation of SNARE complex assembly. Gene Ontology annotation, molecular function: phosphatidylinositol-4,5-bisphosphate binding. The record is from RefSeq and is a predicted model, not a curated record. NCBI's taxonomy places the organism in Eukaryota, Metazoa, Chordata, Aves, Accipitriformes, Accipitridae. The coding region runs from base 46 to 678 and encodes 210 amino acids. The transcript has 7 exons.